Ectocarpus sp. CCAP 1310/34 is the source of this 3525-nucleotide messenger RNA. Lineage: Eukaryota; Phaeophyceae; Ectocarpales; Ectocarpaceae. The record is from the annotation of a GenBank genome assembly.
AUGCCAGAGGGAGACAUAGAGAGGAAGAAAUAGACAAGCAGGGGGGGCAAGGCGAGGUAGGUAGAUAGGUAGGGAGAGAGCCAGCAAAGAGAGGGAGGCCCCAUGGCGCCCCUUGUGCGAAGCGUGGCCGCUCUAGCUAUCACCGCCGCCCUGGAAACGACAGCCUUCGUGUCCACGCCCAACCCCUACCGCACAGCACGAUCAACAACCGCCGGCGCGCGACAAGCUGGCAGACCAGGGCUCCUGAGGCCAUCACCCCAGCACCGCAGCAGCAGGUGCCGCGUUCCCGCAAUCGCCGCCGCCUCCGUGCCCGUCAAGGCUGUGGCCGACGAGGAUGUCGCGACGUUGCCCGUGGAGCAGACCAAGCGCGACGACCUGCGGAACCUAGCAAUCGUUGCGCACGUUGAUCACGGCAAGACAACUUUGGUAGACGCCAUGCUUCAGCAAAGCUCCGUCUUCCGGGACAACGAGCAAAUGGGCAUCAGAGUGAUGGACAGCAACGACCAGGAGCGCGAGCGUGGAAUCACCAUCUUGGCGAAGAACUGCGCCAUCAAGUACGAGGACACGAAGUUCAACUUGGUCGACACCCCCGGCCACGCGGACUUCGGGGGAGAGGUCGAGCGGAUCCUGAACAUGGUGGAUGGUAUCUUGCUCGUUGUGGACUCGGGGCCUAAGCCCCAAACCAGGUUCGUGCUCAAGAAGGCCCUUGAUCUCGGGCUUCAGGCGGUGGUUGUGGUAAACAAGAUCGACCGGCCCUCGGCACGACCGGAGUAUGUGGUGGACAAGACGUUCGACCUCUUCUGCGACCUGAACGCCAGCGACGAGCAGUCGGACUUCCAGGCGAAUGCGAAUGAGAUCGUGUACACCUCGGCGAUCAAGGGCAUCGCGGGCAACGAGCCCGAUGAAAUGGAGGAGAACAUGGAGCCGUUGUUCAAGGCGAUCAUGGGCAUGCCGAAGCCCCUCGUGAAGGAAACGGCGCCGCUACAGGCGUUGGUGGCCAACAUCGACUACGACGACUUUAAGGGGAAGCUCGGGGUCGGGCGAAUCCACUCGGGGUCCCUGAAGAAGGGGCAAAACGUCGGGCUCGGGCGUCCGGGCGAAGACGUCAAGACCGGCAAGGUCUCCGAGCUCUUCGUCUUCGACAACCUCGGCCGCAAGGCCGUGGAGGAGGCGCACGCCGGGGACAUCGUCAUGGUCGCCGGUCUUGCCCAAAUCGGGAUCGGAGACACCAUCCUAGACCCGGCCAACCCCAACCCGAUGGUGCCCAUCGCGGUGGAGGAGCCCACCGUCCGAAUGACCUUCGGGGUGAACAAGUCGCCCCUGGCCGGCAGGGAGGGCAAGUUCCUCACGACGCGAAUGAUCCGGGAUCGGCUCAUGAAGGAGUUGGACCGCAACGUGGCGUUACGCGUCGAGGAGACGGAUUCCUCGGACGCCUACGAGGUCAGCGGCCGCGGGCAGCUGCACCUGACCGUGCUUAUCGAGAACAUGCGGCGAGAGGGCUUCGAGCUGCUCGUUGGUCCCCCCACGGUUAUCACCAAGCAAGUGGACGGCAGCACGCACGAGCCUUUCGAGACGGUAGAGGUGCAGGUGCCGGACGAAUACACCGGCGCAGUCGUCGACCUGCUCUCGAGGCGGAAGGGGGAAAUGCUCAACAUGACACCCGUUGAGACCGGCGGGGACGCCCAGAUGACCAACAUCGAGUACCUCGUCCCGACCCGGGGCAUGAUCGGUCUCCGCAACAGCAUGCUCACGGCGACACGAGGCACCGCGGUCAUGGACACGAUUUUCGACUCCUACAGACCCUACGCAGGUGACAUCGAGGCCCGAGACAAGGGGUCUCUGAUCGCCCACGAGAACGGCGUGGCGACCCCGUUCGGCAUCGCUGGGGCUCAGAGCCGCGGGGUGAUGAUGGUGUCGGCGAAGGACGAGAUCUACCGCGAUAUGAUCGUCGGGUUGCAUCAGCGCCCGGGGGACCUCAGGGUCAACAUCUGUAAGGCAAAAGCUCUCAACAACAUUCGGUCAGCGACAAAGAGCAUUAGCGAAAGCGUCAUGGUGCCCAUGGAAGUAAACCUGGACAUGGCGGUGGAGUACAUCCAGGCGGACGAGCUGGUUGAAGUCACCCCGACAAAAAUCCGCAUGAUGAAAAACCCCCAGAUGGCGGGGAAGUCGAAGUAGAGGAAAGAACAGCAGUACAUACCCUUGGCGAGGAUAUUUUAAGCUUGAUAUUUUAGGAGGGGUUACAGGGUUAGUCUAUAGGGUUAAGGGGUUAUGUAACCUUCCGUCCGUCUCAACGUGACAUGUUCUCGCGAAGGUGGUCCGGGAAAACUCGUGUUGGUGACGUCGACGAGCGGGAGAUUUUUGCUGUUCAGAACUCGACAUGUCCGUGGAAGUUCUCAUCCAUAUACAAAUUCCCAACACUGGCCUAGGCAGACGUUUUUGUAGGGCUUCGAACCGUAUUGGCAAGAGUAUUUCAGAGCCGUUGGCUGGUGUUCAGGGGUGUGAGGCCGGGCGGGGUCGGCGAAGACAGUGGCAGUUCAAGGACUUCUUGACUCGCUUGUUGCUCCUGGGUAAAUAUUGUUUGCUGCAGUCCAGCACUUUGGGGUUUGAUGUUGUGGUCUAUGUCUGCACUAAAUAGGAUCUAGCGGAUCAUUUGUUAUAUCGGAACGAGAACAAAAAAUCUACUGUCGUACCAAAUUCUCACACUUGUUUCAGCCCUCUGCUGAAAAGUGUUCAGACUAUGGCACGAAAAUAUGAUUUGAGAGAAGAGACGCACCGCAUCCUUUCGUGUACACCCCGCCCCGCCCCGGGUACGACUCUGCUGCUCAUUUUUCCGUGCACAACAAGAUUUGCCCCAUAAUAAUGGAAUCCACGCUUUGCUUGUUUUUCCUGCAGGAACCAUGAUAGUGCCGCACGCUUGCUUGUUUUUCCUGCAGGGACCACGAUAAAUAAUGCCGCACAUGUCUUCGUGUUUAGGCGUUGAUACUAGAGACGACGUUUGGAGGAUAAACUAUAGGCUUAGCGCGGGUCAUGUUUUUCUUUUUUUUGGAGUGGAGGUGUUCGCAUUCCCGGGAUGUGCAAGUGUAACAAGUGGGGACCGGUUGAGACUUGACAGUCUCGGGCAACCCAUGGUCUGGUUUGUUCCCACACCCAAUGACCUUGAGGGCUUGUCAGAAAGUGAAGGAAGGCUCUGUUUGGCCUUGGAGAGAUCGACUAAUUUCGUGUGCGUAGAUACCGGGCGGAACACAAAAAAUAAAUAAAAAUAUAACUCAAGUGGGGCAGCAGCCGUGGGCACACGGAAAUUCAUGCCUUUCCCUACAGAAGACACUGGUUCCUACGAAGAAACGGUGAAGAACCUGGUUCUUCGACUGCCGUUCGUGCGUCCUUGUCCACGCUACCCCCACGCUGUCGAGGGGGUCCUUCCCCUCGCCCUCUCGCUACGCAGUCGGGGAUGUUGAGUCAGACCCUUGUGCCUCGUUGGUGUCUUCACAUUGAAAACCGGUCCGGCCUCUCUACCCAGUACCUUCU